This is a messenger RNA of Diabrotica balteata, 448 nucleotides long. The record is from the annotation of a GenBank genome assembly. NCBI's taxonomy places the organism in Eukaryota, Metazoa, Arthropoda, Insecta, Coleoptera, Chrysomelidae.
CUUGGCCAAAGCCGUGUAUAUAGUAGAGGUGUGUUAUUUUUGGAAUACAAGUGUCAGUUGAACUGGUUAAAUAUGCUCUUCCUGGGCGUUUACUAUAAAACAGAAAGUGAAAAAAAGUUUAAAUCGGCUUGUGAUCAAGUAAGAAAAUUUUCAAAGAGACCUCCAGAUAAUGAUCUUCUAGAAUUGUAUUCGCUUUACAAACAAGCUACGGUUGGAAAUGUUAAUAUUGCUAAACCAUCAGGCUUAGAAGACGUAAAGAAAUGGGAAGCUUGGAACGCCAAAAAAGGAAUUGCUAUUAGUACCGCUAAAGAACAAUACAUUACAAAGGCGAAGGUUUUGGCUGGUACAUAUGCUUAAGUUUCUGCAUAUUGUUUCUCAUUGUUUUUUGUAGUACUAAAUAAUAAAGUAGUUACUGAUGAUAUCACAUUCACAAUACUGUAAUUUUAGC